This is a messenger RNA of Stylophora pistillata, 6172 nucleotides long. RefSeq lists its product as uncharacterized. Gene Ontology annotation, molecular function: catalytic activity. Gene Ontology annotation, biological process: nucleoside metabolic process. The record is from RefSeq and is a predicted model, not a curated record. NCBI's taxonomy places the organism in Eukaryota, Metazoa, Cnidaria, Anthozoa, Scleractinia, Pocilloporidae.
CUGAGGGGUCGAAUUUAGCAUGAGUGUCGAAAAUGUUGAAUUAUUUUCAAAGUCAGUAUUUUUAUCUGCCGAAGAGAAAGGGAAAAUAUUAAGCGGUAAGCGUCCUCGUGAUGUUACAAAAGAAAGGCUAAAGGAAUGGCUUUCAUAUCGCAAAGAAAUUGCCAAAGAUGAAAGUGCUGGAUCGACAGUUUCGAAACCCCUGCAAGUUCAAAGAUCGUUGAUAAUGGACACACACUUGUGACAAACGAGCUGGUCAAGGAAUGCAUAAUGAUGAGUGUGCCGCGUGAUAAAAAUACAGUUGCAAAAUUCCAUGAUAGUAAAACCUUGAAAAUGGUUUACUUCUGAAUUUCGCUCUUUUAAGAUGAUUUUCCUGUUCAUUAGCAGAGAUCAGCCCGGAGAGAAUUGAACCAUCUGUUUCUUCGCCAACUACAGAGAAGAUGAAAUUCUCAAGUAAUGACCACCGUGAAGCGGUGUGUAUCAUGCAUGACAUACUACAAAUACAGAGUAACACAGACAACGCCCAGCAAAGUGACCCAUCGAUGGAUCUGCAGAAAACCGCCGCCGAUAAAGGAUUUUUGGUCUGUGACAACCCCGCCUCUGGAGAUUGCAUGUUCUACGCGUUAUCGCAUCAGCUGCAGAGCACCAAAGGAAUCGAGAUUUCACACAGACAAUUGCGUUGUGACUUGGUCCAGUUCCUGGAGAGAUAUCCUAACCUGAAUGAUGGAACAGAGCUGUACAACUUCGUCGAUGGAUAUCGAUCAUGGUUUGAUUAUCUGAGAAGCAUGGAGAAAGACGGCACCUGGGGUGACCACUUGAUCCUUUAUGCCGCAGCAAACUCCUACAAGACUUGUAUUCGUGUGAUUAGCAGUCUUGGCCAUGACGUCAUGAUCAGUCCGAAUAAUCCCACGGAUAUCAACACCAAUCCACUUGUUAUUGGUCACAUACAUGAGAGGCACUGUGUAAACCUUCUGUCUAGACAAGAAUCAUAUGUAAAUCAGCAGAGAACAGGCCCAAGAAAAUAUGAACCAUCGAUUUCGUCUGUUACCCCAGCUGCAAAGAAGACCAAAUACACUGAGGACCACCACGCAGAAUCAAAUGUAAAUCAGCAGAGAACAGGCCCAAGAAAAUAUGAACCACCGAUUUCGACUGUUACCCCUGCUGCAAAGAAGACCAAAUACACCAAUGAUGACCAUCACGCAGGCUCAGCAACUGUAAAUAACUUAAAAGAUGACGCACAGGAUUCUAGUGGCAAACCACCCCACCUAGAUUUUGAGCUUCCAGAUUUAAAGGACCUUCCUACGUCAAGCAGCAACUGGAGCGAUAUUGAACUCCCAGUCGAGAUCCUGCUGUUAACAGUGGAGGAUUGCGAGUUCUUGGCAUGUUUCCACUAUCUAAUUCAACCCUUAAGGAGCUACCACAAAGACAUCGGGUUUGUCUACUUUGGGCUCAUGGGAUAUCACCAUGAGAAGGAAUUGAAAAUUGCUUUGGUCAAGUGCACCAAAGGUUCAGCAGUCCCUGGCGGUUCUUUGACUGUUGUAAAUGAUGUAGUUCGAGCUUUGGGACCCAAAGCUGUGUUUUCUGUUGGUGCUUGCUUUGGGUUAACUCCCGUGAAAACCCGACUAGGAGACGUAGUUGUGUCUUCAAAGUUGACAACGCUUGCCCACAAAGUUCCUCCAAGCAGGGAUAUUGGUAACCUUAUCAGAUAUGCAGCUGAUGGCUGGAGAGCACCCUUAAAAGACCCUAAAGCUCGUGAAGUAAAAGUAAAUCGUGACGGUACUGUCUUAAGUAUCCCAUGGUCACAGGAAAGAAGUGAGGAUAUUCUUCAGCAACAUCCUGAAGCAAUUGCAGUGGAAAUGGAAGGUGAAGGAGUGUUUGCUGCAGCUCAUCAUCUGAAAACGGAAUGGGUGGUUGUAAAAGGCAUCAAAGGCUAUGCAAGCGAGAAUCGUUCCUCAAGUGAUGAGUGGGAAGUAUUCGCAAGUGCUAUGGCGGCCUCUGUUGUGUCCAAUAUUUUGAGGAAUCCAGGCGUAUUCCAAGAUUGGAGCCAUUACAAUGAAGAUGCUACGGAGCCGAUUAAUGUGAUAGAAAGGAUUCGUCAGCUGUAUAAAACCCGAGAGGGACAGCAUCUUCCAGUUCCAUGGUGUGAAGAUUUUAGUUUUAAUCUGAACGAGAUUUUCACCAGGCUCAGAAUUUUAGGCAAAGAUAUCAGAGGAGAAUUAAAAUGGGCAGACGAAAUCACCAAUAUGACAGCUAUCUUCAGACCACAUGAAGAAGGCAAGAAGCCACGUACCGUUUUGAUAGAAGGAGACCCAGGUAUAGGUAAAACAACCUACAGUCAAAAGCUGGCGUACGACUGGGCGACUUUGCCAAAAGAUUGGCACGAGACGUUUCCGAUGAUUGCAGUACUGUUGCUGCUAAGGUGCCAUGAUAUUAAAUCUAGCCUUUGGGAGGCCAUUGAUGAACAACUUCUACCUAAAGACAUUGACGAAGACUGUAAAGAAAUCUUUUUCAAGUUUAUUCGUAAAAAUCAGUCCAAGGUGUUGAUAGUUCUGAACGGUUUAGACGAAGCUGACCAGGAUAAACUGGGGAUGUUUAUCGAUCUCGUUCAAAGUAAACAACUCCCUAAAUGCUUUUUUGUCUUCACGUCUCGACAUGACUCUGGAUUGAGAAUAAGGCGCUUCUGUGACAACCUGUGGGAGAUUGUGGGAUUCACCAGGAAAGAUGCCGAACGCUUUAUUUACAAGUACUUUGUAAACGCAAAGAACUUGGCGGACAGACUUGUUAAAGAAAUUUCGUCGCACCCUCAUUUAUUACAAUUGACAUCAAAUCCUCUAAACGCUGCAUUAUUGUGCAUUCUUUGUGAGGAUUUUAAGGGAACUUUUCCAGAGAGCAGAACUGAAUUGUUCAUUGAAAUUGUGCUGUGUGUUUUGAGAAGAUAUGAAGAAAAGAAUGGAAUUUCUAGCUACAAUGAAGAUUUAAUGAAAGUUUACCAAGAGGACCUUCGAUGCUUAGGACGUAUGGCGUUAACAUCGCUCCUUAAGGGCGAGCUCUAUUUUGACGAAUGCAGACAGAAAAACAGCAGUUUAAAUGUUGUAAAGAAGUUUGGACUUCUGUCACGCCAGCCUGGAGGGAGUAAGAGGAAGCCUUGUUACCGUUACGGAUUUCUUCACAAAAGCUUUCAAGAAUUCUUCGCUGGUUUUUAUCUUGCUCUAGAGAUUCUCAGAGGAGAAACUGAGCCAGAAAUCUCAGUCACUGAUCUAAGAUUUCUGAAUGAAUUUAAGGAAGUGUUUUUGUUCAUGACUGGCAUUGUUGUCUCGCGGUGCAAGGAAACUUCCUUGCGCUUACUGAGUAAUAUUACUGCUCAUAUAAAUUCACUAGGUGGCCAUGGAUAUCAUAAGAAGAGACGUAAAGAAGUCAACAAGAAAAUAGAGCUAGCAUUUUCUUUUAUUGAGGAAAGUGGCAAACACAGAGAAAACUUUCAGUCCCAGUUAUUACACCAGUUUGGCUCUCAACUGUGUUUGGAAACUUUGCUUUUAAAAAUGGAUGCUCGACUGACUUUUGUCUUUGAAAGUCUUUCAGUCAAUACUUCCUUGACGGAAUUAAGGUUGGUUGGUGAAAAUAGGGAUUUUCGCGUAGGUGAAUCUAAAUCCUCUAAACUCUCUGUAGCUCUUUCGUUUAAUACUGGAGUUACCUUGUAUAAUGGUGUGAACAUUGGUAUGAUUACUGAUUCCAGUGCAGCAUCCCUCGAAAAGGCUCUUUCAGCCAAUACUACAAAGUUGUCUUAUUUAAACUUGAUAGGUUUCUGGAUGUGGGGUUCUGUUCUCGAAUAUCUCUCCAAGGCUCUUACUGUCAAUUCCACCUUGACUUACUUGAACUUAAGUGAUUGUCAAAUUGAUGAUUCUGGUAUUGCUUCUCUCUCCAGGGCUCUCUCAGUCAAUACUGCAUUGACAAAAUUGGAUUUAUCUUCUAAUGCCUUUGGUGUUUCUGGUGCGGCCUCACUAUCUGAGGCUCUUCGAGUCAAUUCUGCGUUGACCCAUUUAAAUUUGUCUAGUAAUCGGAUCCCUGAGUCUGGAGUUCUUUCGUUCUCUCAGACUCUUUCAGUCAAUACCACACUGACUUAUUUGAGCUGGAACGGUGGUCAACUUGGUGCUUCUGGUACUGUCUAUCUCUCAGAUGCUCUAACCGACAAUGAAACAUUGACUGACCUGGAUUUGUUUUUUAACGGGAUUGGUGACUCCGGUGUCGCUUCUCUCUCUAGGGCUCUUUCAGUCAACACCACAUUGACUAAUUUGUGCUUAGGUUGUAAUCAAAUUGGUGAUUCUGGUGCUGAUUCUCUCUCUACGGUUCUCUCAGCCAAAACGGCUUUGACUUACCUAGACUUGCAUGAUAAUAAGAUUAGUGACUCUGGUGCAGCUUCCCUCUCGGAGGCUCUUAAAGCCAACUCUACAUGUACAUUGACUGAUUUGAACUUGAGCUACAAUAAGAUUGGUGAUACUGGUGCUGUAUUUUUCUCGAAGGCUCUUUCAGUCAACACCACAUCAUUGACAAAUUUGAAUUUGUGCCGUUCUGUAUUUGGUGACCUUCCUGUGGCUUCGCAUUGGGAGGCUUUUUCAGUAAAUAGGAUGGGCGACUUUGGUGCUGCUUCACUCUCAGAGGCUCUUUCCGUCAACACUAAAUUGACUAAUUUGAACUUGGGUGGGCAUGCAAUCGGUGAUUCUGGUGCGGCUUCUCUCUAUAAAGCACUUUCGGUCAAUAAGACAUUGACUAAUUUAAGCUUGGGUUCUGACCUUAACUGGAUUGUUGAUAAUUGUCGUAUUUCUCUCUGUGAGGAUUUUUCAGUCAAUACAAUUAGUGAUUCUGGUGCUGCCUCACUCUCUGAGGCUCUUUCAGUCAACACCACAUUGACUUAUUUGGACUUGAGGGGUCAUUCGAUUGGUGCCUCAGGUGUUGCCCAUCUCUCCAAAGCUCUUGCAAUCAAUACCGCCUUGACUGAUUUGAACUUGCAAGGGAAUUAUAUCUGUGAUUCUGGUGCUGCUUCUCUCUCUAAUGCUCUUCUAUCCAAAAAAACUGCAUUAACAAAUCUGCACUUGCGAGAUAAUUCGAUUGGUGAUUCUGGUGUCGUUUCUCUCUCAAACUCUCUUAAGGUCAAUACAACACUGACUGAUUUGGACUUAAGUCGCAACACGAUUGGUGACUCUAGUGCUAAUUCUCUCUCAAAGGCUCUUGAAGUCAAUAAUACAUUGACAAAUUUGAACUUAAGUCGCAACGCGAUCGGUAAUUCUGGUGCUAAUUCUCUCUCAAAGCUUCUUGAAGUCAAUAAUACAUUGACUCAUUUAAACUUGAGUAGUAACACCAUUGGUGAAUCUGGGGGUGUUUCUCUCUCAAAGGCUCUUGAAGUCAAUGGCACAUUGACGCAUUUAGACUUAAGUGAUAAUGCUAUUGGCCCUUCUGGCUGUGCUUCUUUUUCUAAGGCCCUUUCAGUCAACACUGUAUUGACUAAUAUAGAAUUGAGAGGAAAUGAUUGGCUACAUAUCCAGCAAUAUCGGAUGUAGAUGCCCUCUGAUAAAAGCUAUUUUCCUUGACGUAUUUUGAUAUAGUGGCAACACGAUGGACGAUUCUGCUGCUGCUUUCGUAAACUGCUUCUUUAAGCUCCUUAUGUCAAGACUACAAAAACUGAUUUGAUCUUGAGUAUUAAUGAGAUUAGUGAUAUCAGGGCUUCUCUUCUCUCUGAGGCCCUCUCCUCCAUUCAAGGUAUUUAGAUUUGAGUUUAAAAUGAGAUGGUUGUGUUGAAGCAUGACGGAUUUUCAAAUUGCCUGUUUUUCAAAGUCAGUUUUGAAUCAAUUGUUAAUAUUGUCUGCCAGAACUGGACGCCAAAAGUUAAAUUUUUGUCAUUCAUACAAUGAUUUGUUUUAGAUUUUGUCAGUUUUUUAACCUCUCAAACAAGCUUAAGAUUUAAAAAAAGAGUGUAUAAUCUUGCUCAAUUUGUACAUGACUAAAUUUGGCGAGUUUGUGAUUGUUAUUGGUCGGUAACAGCUAGUAGUUCGGUUGCUUUAAAAAAAAAAAAACUCUUUCCCUUGAAUGAAUUAUUGAUAAAAUAGAAAAUUUAUUGUAAUAUCAACAACUUUGUCAAAUUUUGUCGAGAGUUGCUUGCAUUAAUAAAGUAUUACUUGGAGUA